AUGGCCGCCGCCGGCAUCGCCUCCAUCUUCGACCGCGCUCAGCACGAGCAAACCGAAGCCGUCCAGGCGGGCUACUCCCUCGAGGCGUCGAAGUUCGUCGAGCGGCAGCUGAAGAAGGGCGUCGAGGCGUACAUCCGCCGGCUGCUCGGCCCCGACACUGAAACUCGCUGGGUAGAGGCCUACUUUCCCUUCACCCAUCCCAGCUGGGAGCUGGAGAUUCGAAGGCCUUCGCCGAAAAAUUCUGGUGAAGAGAAUAGCGAGGACGAUUGGAUGGAGAUGCUCGGCUGCGGCGUCGUCCACCGCGAGAUUCUAAAUCGAACCGGGCAGGCGGGUACGAUCGGCUGGGCGCUGGGCUGCGGCCUGGAGCGCCUCGCCAUGCUCUACUACGACAUCCCCGACAUUCGCCUCUUCUGGAGCCGGGACAGCGGCUUCCUCCACCAGUUCGAGCACCUGGAGCCCUUCCAGCGGCUGGCCUACCGCCCGAUCAGCGUCUACCCGCAAAAGGUCUUCGACAUCAGCUUCUGGCUGCCGGAAACGAAGAGCAGUUCUUCGGAGCAGGAGUGGUCGGCCAACGACGUGCACGCCAUCAUCCUCGACAUCGGCGGCGAGAUGGUCGAGCAGGCGCACCUGGUGGAGGCGUGGACGCAUCCCAAGGAUGGCCGAACCUCGAACAUGUACCGCAUCGUCUACCGCUCCAUGGAGCGGGCGCUGACCAGCGCCGAGGUGAACGUCGUCCACGGCCAGAUCGAGGCCGCCCUGGUCGAGCAGUUGGGCGUGACCAUUCGCUGA
This is a messenger RNA of Rhagoletis zephyria (snowberry fruit fly), 789 nucleotides long. The record is from RefSeq and is a predicted model, not a curated record. NCBI's taxonomy places the organism in Eukaryota, Metazoa, Arthropoda, Insecta, Diptera, Tephritidae.